Funneliformis geosporum is the source of this 135-nucleotide messenger RNA. The record is from the annotation of a GenBank genome assembly. Lineage: Eukaryota; Fungi; Glomeromycota; Glomeromycetes; Glomerales; Glomeraceae.
AUCUGGUAGGUCCUGAAAUGGCUCAUAAUCAGUUGGUGCAUAAUUCUCAAAUGUUUCUGGUAUAUUCAAAAGAUUCAGAAGGCUCAUCAACACUUUAUUCAGAAUUGUCAUCAGGAGGAUUUAUAUUAAGUUUUG